GUUGAUUUGUAUCCUAUGUUAGGACCUAUGCUAUCUUCUCGGACACCCGUGUGUUGUGUAGGUAGAUACCUAAGGUAGCCUUUACUAUAAAAGUUGUCUGUUGCACCCUUGAGUGCCAGCUGGGGGCCAAUCAAGACCCUGUAAUACCAGAACUUUUCAUUUAUAUAUCCUUGAAGAAUACUGUGCCAUCUAGCCUCUUGUCAAUAUGGCUUAAGUUGUUAAAUAUCCCUCAUAAAAAUGAUAUGUCAUUAAUAGGCCCCUCAACAUCUCCCCCAACAGCAUUUCGACGGUGGUGUAGGGAACCUAGGUCUCGGUAUACGCUUAUAGUUGGUUUCAGACCAUCCACACACCCUACCAAAUCCGCACACUUCAAGAAUACAACAAGGCUACGCAGUCACUGGAAGUGUGGUGUAAGCCUGCAGUCUCAUAUGUCCGUACACUAAUAGUUAAAAUGACCACUGGACGCCACUUGAACACGCAAUAUGACGGAGAUUUGGUUUAAGACGAGAUCUAUCUUCAUUGAGCAUCAUCGCCCUUUAAUACCAUUUAGGGGUAGAAGGCAACAGCAUCUGAAAGCUGCUUAGCAGAAAAUAUGUGUCUCGUCACUGAUAUUUCCCAAUGAACCCUCCGUAGAAUCCCCAGGUCAUCUAGGGAUGUCUGCUGCCCCUUUCCAAGAUGCACUUCACACUCCCGAUCCUCCUAUUCUCCCUAACCGCAUCCUCUCUCCCCGAAAACCCCCCCUCCCACCAAAAUUCCAAUACCGCGCACAAAAAAAGCCUCAGCAGCAAGUCCAAGCCCGACUCCCAGCACCAACCCAAGUACUUCCACGAAGCAGGCGGCACGCUCGAGCUGGGGCACUACGACGCGCGGUUCUUCCAGGGCGUGGUGCCGUACGCGGAGCACGGCCCGGCGCUGCAGCGGCUCAUCCGGUCGUGGCUCACGACGACGCACGAGCUCGGCGUUGACACCUGGCUCGCGCACGGGACGCUGCUGGGCUGGUGGUGGAACGGCCGCGUCAUGCCCUGGGACUACGAUCUCGACGUGCAGAUGCCGACGGCUACGCUGUCGUAUCUAGGGCGCCAUUUCAACCGCACGCUGCACGAUUAUCGCUUUAUCGUUGAGGGGGGGCAGGGGGGCGGGGAGAGGAUUAUUGCUGGUGGGGGGGGUGCUGAUACUGGGAAUGGAGAUAGGGACAGGGAUAGAGACACCGGCAUAGACGACGGACCCGGACCCAUCGCAUACAUCAACAAAACGUACCUCCUAGACGUCAACCCGCACCACGCGGACCUGGCGCGCGGCAACGGCGCCAACAUCAUCGACGCGCGGUGGAUCGACACGGGGACCGGGCUCUUCAUCGACAUCACGGGGCUGGCGGAGCGGGACGCGGCAGGGGCGCCGGGGGUCUGGAGCUGCAAGAACGCGCACCGGUACCGCACGCGCGAGAUCUACCCCGUGCGGCGCACCGAGUUCGAGGGCGUGCCGGCGCGCGUGCCGUACGCCUUCGAUAAGAUCCUGACGGACGAGUAUGGCGCCAAGAGUCUUGUUAAUACGGAGUGGGCUGGGUGAGUAAACCGUACCAGCUUUUGGAAGGGGGGGGGGUUGUUAAUAUGCGCAUUUAUUUACCUUCUCAGCCCCCGACUAUUUUAAUUUUGGUUUUUAUUCUUUUUAAUUUCUAUACUUCUUCCGCCCCCUGGAAAAAGCAAACAGUAAGGUGAUGAUGCUGACCGGCGUGGUAGACAUCGCUGGGUGCCGGAGCUCAAGGAGUGGGUUAGGAACCCGGAGCCGCGGCCGGGCGACAAGGACAAGGACAAGGACAAGGAGGAGGUUAAGACGGGUGCGAAGCAGCAGCAGGAUGGGAAGGCUGUGGUGGUGGUUGUGGAGAAGACGGUUGUAAAGGGGGCGCGAUAAGAGCUGUUGCUUAUGGUAAACCUUCCCCUGAGUUUAGAUUCUGGGAGAUGUAAUUUCCUAUAUAUAAAUGAAAUGUCUCUUGUAAGUAGAACGAGAUAGAUAUAACCUUUCCCCCUUGCUGAGCUCAUCUCUAUUUCAGGGGCAAUGAAGGACAAACGUUAUACCACGAAUAAAAGCAUCCCAC
Daldinia decipiens is the source of this 2092-nucleotide messenger RNA. Its product is annotated as LicD family-domain-containing protein. Lineage: Eukaryota; Fungi; Ascomycota; Sordariomycetes; Xylariales; Hypoxylaceae. The transcript has 2 exons. The coding region runs from base 676 to 1566 and encodes 296 amino acids. The record is from RefSeq and is a predicted model, not a curated record.